Andrographis paniculata is the source of this 2120-nucleotide messenger RNA. RefSeq names its product protein NRT1/ PTR FAMILY 4.5-like. The transcript is spliced from 5 exons. Gene Ontology annotation, biological process: transmembrane transport. Gene Ontology annotation, cellular component: membrane. The record is from RefSeq and is a predicted model, not a curated record. Bases 128 to 1960 code for a protein of 610 amino acids. Lineage: Eukaryota; Viridiplantae; Streptophyta; Magnoliopsida; Lamiales; Acanthaceae. Gene Ontology annotation, molecular function: transmembrane transporter activity.
CAUGCGUAAACGGAGCCUAUGUCUCCUCUCUCUCUCUCUCUAUCUAUAAAUACAUGUGCGUCUGAAUAAUCCCUCCCCUCUUACAACAUCUACCUAGAUUUUCGACUUACAGUUACACACAGCCAUCAUGGAGGAAGGGAAAGAAAAGAUCCCCGCCGGAGAAUAUACCGCCGUGGCGGCGCCGACACAAGGGAAAGGCGGCUUCCGCGCCACCAUGUUCGUAUAUGCGUUGUUGGGGCUGGAUAGCAUGGGAUUCGUGGCGAACAUGGUAAGCCUAGUCCUCUACUUCUCGUACAUUAUGUACUUCGACCUCUCGGCCGCGGCCAACACGCUCACCAACCUCAUGGGCUCGACCUUCUUGCUCUCCAUCGUCGGUGGCUUCAUCUCCGACACUUACAUUAGUAGGUUCGCCACUUGUCUCAUUUUCGGCGUCAUCGAACUCGUGGCUCUGACAAUGAUGACAAUCCAAGCGCACAACCGUAGUCUCCUCCCGGCGCCGUGCCUCCACUUGUCGCAUUGUCUCGAGGGCGGCAAGGCCGCCUACUUCUACAUUUCCCUAUGUCUAUUAGCGCUCGGCACCGGAGGCACUCGAGGCGCCCUCCCGGCCCUCGGCGCUGACCAAUUCGACCCGAAGGAUCCGAAAGAAGCCAAGGGCCUCACAAGCUACUUCAAUUGGCUUAUCCUAAGCUCGGUUUGCGGCGCCUGUGUUGGAGUCACCGUCAUCGUUUGGGUCGCGACCAACACCAACAACCACAACUGGUGGAAAGGUUUCCUCAUCACGCUCCUCGCCUCGUUCGUCGGGUAUGCCAUCCUCGCUCUCGGCAAGCCCUUCUACCGUCUCCAAAUCCCCGACGAUAGCCCUCUCUUAAGAGUCAUACAAGUUGUAGUUGUCGCGGUGAAAAACCGGAACUUGCGCGCCACCACCGAGCUAUACGAGGUUCGGCGGAAGGAUACGGAGGCGACGGCAGCCAAAAUUGCGCAUACGGACCAGUUUAAGUGGCUCGACAAAGCCGCGAUUCUCCCCCCGAGCAAGGAGCCGUCGCCGUGGAACGUUUGCACGGUGACACAAGUCGAGGAAGUUAAGGUUCUUACGCGGAUGAUGCCGAUAUUAUUCAGCACCGUCGUGAUGAACACUUGCCUCGCACAGCUGCAGACGUUCUCCGUCCAACAGGGCUACAUAAUGUACCGUUAUCUCGGGUCGUUCCAAGUCCCGGCCGCGUCCGUUCCCAUCAUCCCCCUCGUCGUCAUGGUCGUCCUCCUCCCGUUAUACGACCGCAUAUUCGUGCCGUUUGCGCGGCGUCUGACGAACCACCCGGGCGGCAUCACCCAGCUCCAACGAGUCGGGGUCGGGCUCGUGCUCUCUGCCAUGUCGAUGUCAAUCGCGGCGUUGGUCGAGGUGAAGCGACGGGACCAAUCGUUGAAGGACCCGCUGCACCCGAUCAGCCUCUUCUGGCUGUCGUUUCAGUACGGGAUUUUCGGGAUCGCGGACAUGUUCACGCUCGUCGGGUUGCUCGAAUUCUUCUACAAGGAGGCACCCGCCGGGAUGAAGUCGUUGUCGACGUCGUUUACGUGGAUCUCGCUCUCGUUGGGGUACUUCCUCAGCAGCGCGCUCGUCGACGCGAUCAACGCCGUGACCAGACGCGCCGCGCCGAGUAAGCAGGGUUGGCUCCACGGGCAGGACUUGAACAAGAACAACUUGAACUUGUUCUAUUGGUUCUUGGCUAUCCUCAGCCUUCUCAACUUCUUUCACUAUCUCUAUUGGGCAAUGUGGUACAAAUACAAGAACGAGGACGAGGAUUCCGACGGCGGUAAGGACGUGGCCGCGACGGGCGGCAGCCCGUUGCCGCAGUCGAUCAGCACUAGCACCGUCCCGUUCCUUAAGACGGGCGGCGCAGCCGAUAACAACGGCGGCGGCGACGACGAAUCGAAAGCGGAUGAAUAUUUUGGCCAAAAAGGUUAGGAUCGAAUAGGAAAUGUGUAAUGAAAGGCAAGAUUUUGCCGUUAGAACUUUUCAUGUAAUAUUGAUACAUUCAGGCUUUGUGCUUGUCAUUUUUGAACAUUACGUAAUGGUCCGAACCGGACAUGGGCUAAUAAACAUGAAGGACUGAGGAGUUGGUUCU